AUGGUAAUUUCCUCCACUUCCUUCAUUUCCCUACUCUUCACCGCUGCCAUUCUCGCCUCAAACGUAAACGCCACAUCAGCGGAAGAUUCUAGUGGCUUCCAUGGGUACGAGAGGGACGCGCUUUUAUCCCUCAAGGCAGGCUUCAACAGCUCGUUUCUCGACACCAAUUGGACCGGCAUCAUGUGUUACAUGAACGAAACACCGUACUGGCACGGCAUCCAAUGCGUAGACAGUCGAGUUACCGGCGUAAUCUUGGAGAAUAUGGGAAUCUUUGGAGAAAUUAAGGUUGAUGCCUUUGUCAACCUGACUGAACUAUCAAACCUCAGCUUCAAGAACAAUUUCAUCACUGGGAAUCUGAUGGAUUUCGCAACUAAUCCAAAGUUGAGAAAUAUCGACUUAUCCGAAAACAGAUUUCACGGUGAAAUACCGUCAUCUCUUAUAUAUAUAAAUUCCCUUGAAUCCCUUAUUCUUCAUGACAACAAGUUAACCGGUCCGAUUCCGGGAUUCAAUCAAUCCACGUUGAAAACAUUCAACGUGUCCAACAACAAUCUAUCGGGGGCAAUACCAGAAACGAAAACCCUUCAAUCUUUUAGCCCUUCAUCGUACGCUGGUAACGAAUAUCUAUGCGGCCCACCAACUCCAACGCUUUGCAGAUCAAGAAACGAUUUAUCUGAUCAAUUGAAAAGCGAAAACUCGAGCGAAGACAGUAACCACAAUUCACACAUCGAAGCUAUUAUGAUUGUAGUUAACGUAAUCGUGCUAGUAGUCGUUAUCUUCCUACUCAUCAUAUACUAUCUGAAAUACAAGAAGCUCAAGAAAGUGGCGAGGCCGAAAAACAUCUCGCCGAAAGACGAAGAGGAUCGAGAGAGUGAUCAGGUCGUGGAAAAGGGGAAGCUUGUGUUCAUGGAUAACAAUGGUAAUAUUAAUAACCGGGGAAGAUUUGAGCUCGAUGAUCUGUUGAAAGCAUCGGCUGAAGGAUUAGGCAGGGGAAAUUUCGGGAAUUGCUACAAGGCAAUGCUGGAGAUUGGGGAAGCUGUGGUUGUGAAGAAGUUGGUGGAUUUGAAGCCUUUGAGCAGCGACGAAUUUUUCAAACAGGUGACGAGAAUUGCUGGUUUGAAGCAUCCGAAUUUGUUGCCGCUUCUCGGCUGUUACUAUUCGAAAGACGAGAAGCUCUUCUUGUACCGAUUUGCAGCCAAUGGAAAUGUGUACAAUCGACUCCACGGAGGAAGAGGAACAGGUGGCCGAGUCCCCUUCCGGUGGGGGUCACGGCUCGCCGUCGCACGCGGCGUCGCAAGGGCGGUGGAGUACUUGCACCUCAGCGCCGCCAGAUCGCCAACCACCGCCCCACACGGCAACCUGAAACCCUCGAAUGUUCUCCUCGGUGAAAACGAUGACGUUCUGGUCACCGAUUACGGGCUGACCUCGCUUGUCGCCGCCCCCAUCGCCGCCCAGCGGAUGGUAGCCUACAAAACCCCCGAAUACCAAUCAUGUAAGAAAAUUUCGAAAAAAUCCGAUGUCUGGAGCUACGGGAGCCUGCUUCUCGAGCUACUGACCGGGAGAAUUCCGGCGCAUUCGGCGCCGCCGGGGACUGGCGGCAUCGACCUCUGCGGGUGGGUCAACCGGGCGGUGAGGGAGGAGUGGACGGCGGAGAUUUUCGAUCCGGAGAUCGCGGUGCAGAAGGAUGCAAGUAAGGGUAUGCUGAGGCUGCUGCGUGUUGCGAUGAAAUGUUGCGAGAAUUCGCCGGAGAAACGGCCGGAGAUUAGCCAAGUGUUGGCGGAGGUGGAGGAGGUGGAGGUUGCCUUAGAUUCGGAAGACGAUGAGCUUUCGUAUUCGUCGUUGGAUCGAUCUGCGGCGACGAAUGAUUCGUUGUCAGCCACUUCGUCGGUGGUGAUCGCCGAUGAUCGGAGAUGA
This is a messenger RNA of Erythranthe guttata (spotted monkey flower), 1911 nucleotides long. RefSeq names its product pollen receptor-like kinase 4. Gene Ontology annotation, molecular function: ATP binding; protein kinase activity; protein binding. NCBI's taxonomy places the organism in Eukaryota, Viridiplantae, Streptophyta, Magnoliopsida, Lamiales, Phrymaceae. Gene Ontology annotation, biological process: protein phosphorylation. The record is from RefSeq and is a predicted model, not a curated record.